Prorocentrum cordatum is the source of this 2280-nucleotide messenger RNA. NCBI's taxonomy places the organism in Eukaryota, Dinophyceae, Prorocentrales, Prorocentraceae. The record is from the annotation of a GenBank genome assembly.
AUGGGCGCGAACGCCGAGGACGACGGGGGCUGGGGGGUCCUGGUGACCGACAUGAGCAGGGAUAUCGCGCAGGACUUCAUCGACACGGGAGGCAGCUUGGGCUACACCGUGGCGCGGCUGGACGGCGAUCUGACUGGGCUGAGGCGCCCGGAGCAGAUGAUCAAGUGGGCGAAGCCCUUCAGCCUCCUGCCUGACAGCGUAUUCAAGCCCGACGAAGACUGGAAGAUCGUAGGUCAGGGGAGGUGGCGAUCAGCCGACCACAUCACCCUGGGAGAGGCACGUUGCGUCGUGAAGAUCAGUCGUCUGGCGGCUGCAACGCCGGCCCUCCACCGCACCGUGCUUCCGAUCCUGGAGGACAACCAGCCCGUGUCGGGCGCGGCCUUUGUCAUGUCGGGGCCGAGGAAGCUGGACAGCACUUCAGCUGAGAAGGUGAAGCCGCACACCCUGGCAGCAUGCAGGGCAGCGGCGCAUCGGCUCAGGCAAUUUGAAGCAGCUUUGGGCCUCGACAUCCACUGGGCGCCCCACUCGGCGCGGGCAGGCUUUGCGAGCGAUUCCGUGGCUCGUGGCAUCCCUUUCCAGGAGAUCAAGGAGGCGGGACGGUGGCUCACAGAGUCCAGCCUCCGAAUCUACGUGGACGUUGUCACCGCCUCUCGGGUGCUGGCGCAGGCUGAGCAGCGAGGGAUCGCAUCGCUCGUGCGAGAGGCGGCCGAGAAGCUGCCCAGCUACUUCCCGAAGGGCAUCUUCGGCGAGGACGCGUGCGGCAAGCGUGCCGCCGACGGGCUGGCGCAAGGGGGAGCGCCGGACCUGGGCGAGCUGAUGGGCGGGGUCCUAGCGGGCGUGACGUGGGCGGCUGUCGCCGUCUGGCUGAUCGCGUGGAUGUACGUGUCGGGGCCGAUGGCCCACUUCGGAACCAUGAUGGGCGUGGCAGCGAGCGUGUCGGUCUCGGCGGGCAAGGUGGUCGACCACAGCCUCGGAGCCGUGAUCACGGCUGCUCGAGGCGUAUCCGAUUUCGCCGUGACCUCGACGCGCCACUCAGCCAACAUCCUGCAGGAGGCGUGGAGAGGCGUGGACAUCACCGACCUACGGGUGCACCAGCGCCACGCCGAGCGGAUCGCCGACGACCCAUCGCUGCUGCAGGAAUGGGUGGUACGAGAGUUUCUUUCAGUGGAGCCACGACCGCCUGGGGCAGACCAGGUAGCCAACACGCUAGCUGAAGCGUCCGUGACACUGCCACACGCAACAGAGAGUUGGCAAAUGUUGGUGUGGCCAGGCCAGUACAGAGAGCUCCACAUGACCUACGAUCUCUCGUCGACCGGAUUCUACGGCGUGCUCGUAGUCGACCGCAUUGUGAAUUUCAGCGUGCAGUGGUCGAAUCCGCUGUGGAGCGGCCUCGAGUGCGACCUCGGGGCCGAGAGAGACACCAUCCUACUCCACAUCAACUCGACCCUCUCCAGGCAUUACUUCAAGGGGCAUGACGUCGAGCUGGAACCCACCGAGGGGUCGAGAGUGAGCCUCUCCGAUGGCAUCCGUGGGCUCUACCAGCGCUGCCUGCUCUACGACAUCACCGUGGUCGCCGCGGGGAAGCGCUUCCCUGCCCACCAGGUGGCAUUGGCCGCGACGAGCGAGUUGCUGCGGGACCACGUGGUGGAGGCCGUCCGGCUGGCCGCCGCGCCCCCGGCCGAGGCCGGGCAGGUGAGCGGCCAGCCUGAGGCUCAGGCGCCCGGCGGCAACGCCGCGGCGCUGAGCAGCAGCGCGGCACCGCGGGAGGGGCCGCCAGGCCAGCCCGAGCUGCGCCUGGACCAGAUUGGCGACCCGGAGGCCGCCCGCGCUUUCCUCGACUACGUCUACGGCAUGGACGGCGCGUACAACAUCACGUCGGACGUGGCGAACGCGGACGUCUUGCGCCUGGCCCAGCAGUUCGGGCUCGCGCGCCUCGAGGAGCGGGCCGCGCACUGGCUGCUGGAGGCCCUGACCACCGAGAACGCGAUCUCCCGGCUGGUGGCACUCCAGGAGUUCGGCCUGAUCAGACAGUACGAGCUGGUGUCGCAGGAACUCAUCUCGAAUCCACUCGCGCUCGAGCAGGUGGCGAGGAAGGCCCAGCUGAUGGACCACCCGAAGAUCCUGCAGGGCCUGCUCGUGCAGGCGGCCCAGCUGUACCGGGAAGGUCAAGCAGCUGACGCGGCAGCGAGCACCAGGCGCAGCCGCAGCCCGAAGCGGUCGUCUUCGUGGUCGGACAGGCGCGCGAAGGCAUCCCGCAAACUUGCGCACGUGGGCGCGUGA